Molecule: messenger RNA, 4331 nt
Organism: Cephus cinctus (wheat stem sawfly)
Lineage: Eukaryota; Metazoa; Arthropoda; Insecta; Hymenoptera; Cephidae
Gene: ClC-c
Product: H(+)/Cl(-) exchange transporter 5
Exons: 12
Coding region: 436-2976 (846 amino acids)
Biological process (GO): transmembrane transport; chloride transport
Cellular component (GO): synaptic vesicle; Golgi apparatus; membrane
Molecular function (GO): voltage-gated chloride channel activity
Source: RefSeq, a predicted model, not a curated record
AGGCUCCAUUCAUCAUACAUGGUCAUACACGUUCAGGGUGCGCGCACACUGGCUGCAUAGUGAAAAUUACGGAAAGCAACACAUCACGGAGUUCAAAGCUGUCACAUGAUCAGCGCGGCACGUCGUUUAGUACGAGACGGGUAUGUUCAACCGAAACCAAUUCCUAGUUUAGUGUCUGGACAGAGAAACAGUAAUAGAACGUAAAAAAGCAUCCUUCUCUGGCACUUCGGUGCGCUUUCUCACGAGCACCUUCAACGGGAAUUGGAUACGAUCGCCAUGGGCCUUGUUUGAUCGGCGACAUUGCACGGCUUGGUGAAAGAUAGUAGAAGUGAGGGAGUGAUAGAGUGAAGUGAGUUUCUCUUGGGGGGCGGAAGUACUCAAAAAGAUCUAAUAAAACGAGCAUCUCUUACAGAGGAAAAUGGUCAAACGAGUGCCAUGGAGAAGUUUCCACUGAAGGGUACUUCCACGUCAACUGCCUCAAGUCAUCCUGCGCUCUCAAGCACAUUAACAACAUAUCAUUCAGUAGAUGCCAAGAAUGGAAAUGGCGUAGACAGUAAUACUGGUGAUGCCAGACUCCGGAGUACUGUCACUAAUUGCACUGGAAGUCUUAGUAGCGACGAAGACAUGUUGGACGUAAAUCACCAUACAACUGCUUCCCAUACAGCUGGAAAUAAUGCCUUCCUGGAGAGGAGCGUACGCCUGGAUGAUGCUUCAUCGCAUUGUGGGGUUACUUUUUCGGGACUCCAGGUCUCGGGAGACUCAGAGGAUAUCCCCGGCAUUGGCCAAUAUGAGGAUUUCCACACUAUAGACUGGCAGCGCGAUAUAGCCCGGGAUCGUAUGAGACAUCGUUAUAUAGUCAAGAAGAAGCAUGACUCCAUUUGGGAUCUGAUCAAGGGUGCUCACGAUGCUUGGUCAGGAUGGCUUUGCGUCCUGUUGGUGGGUCUCUUCACAGGCGUUGCUGCUGGUGUUAUAGACAUUGGGGCUUCGUGGAUGACGGACUUGAAGUUUGGAAUAUGUCCUCAAGCAUUUUGGCUCAAUAAGGAACAAUGCUGUUGGAGUUAUAAUGAGACGACUUUUGAUGGUGGAAACUGCACUCAGUGGAAAUCCUGGCCAGAGGUCUUUAAACAGUCUAAGGACGGAGCAGGACCUUACAUAAUUUCCUACCUGUUUUACACAGCGUGGGCUUUAUUGUUCGCAUCGCUUUCUGCAUCCUUAGUCAGGAUGUUCGCGCCAUAUGCUUGUGGUUCCGGUAUACCUGAGAUUAAAACUAUACUCAGCGGAUUUAUUAUACGUGGGUAUCUGGGUAAGUGGACCCUGAUCAUCAAGUCUGUCGGCUUAAUACUCUCCGUCUCGUCUGGUCUGAAUCUUGGCAAGGAAGGUCCUAUGGUACACAUAGCUUGUUGCAUUGGAAACAUAUUUUCAUAUCUAUUUCCAAAAUAUGGCCGUAAUGAGGCCAAAAAACGUGAGAUAUUAUCGGCGGCCGCUGCAGCUGGUGUAUCUGUUGCUUUCGGUGCUCCGAUCGGCGGAGUGCUAUUCAGCUUGGAGGAGGUUAGUUAUUACUUUCCGCUGAAGACUCUGUGGAGAUCAUUUUUCUGUGCGCUGAUCGCUGCUUUUGUACUAAGAUCUAUCAAUCCCUUUGGUAACGAACACUCAGUACUGUUCUACGUAGAGUAUAACAAACCUUGGAUAUUCUUCGAGCUGGUGCCGUUUGUAAUGCUGGGCAUAAUGGGUGGCGUAAUCGCGACCAUAUUUAUUAAAGCUAAUUUAUAUUGGUGUCGUUACCGUAAAACUUCAAAACUUGGCCAGUAUCCAGUAACCGAGGUUCUUGUAGUAACAGUUGCCACAGCUAUUAUAUCUUAUCCAAAUCCUUACACGAGGAUGAACACAAGUCAAUUGAUCUACUUACUCUUCAGUCAGUGCGGAGUGUCUAACGCUGACAUUUUAUGUGACUACAACCGUAAUUUCACGGACGUCAAUUCAGCUAUAGAAAUUGCAGCUGCCGAGCCCGGAGUUUAUAAGGCAGUAUGGCUCCUGGUUUUGGCGCUUAUAUUGAAACUAAUAAUGACCAUCUUCACCUUCGGCAUGAAAGUGCCCUGCGGUUUAUUCAUACCGUCCUUAUGUCUGGGUGCGAUUAUGGGUCGCAUCGUCGGUAUCGGAAUGGAACAAUUAGCAUACAAUUAUCCACACAUCUGGAUGUUCAGCGAGGAAUGCUCCACCGGAGUGGACUGUAUCACUCCAGGUUUAUACGCGAUGGUCGGUGCUGCUGCUGUGCUCGGUGGUGUCACGAGAAUGACUGUGUCCCUCGUUGUCAUCAUGUUCGAACUCACCGGUGGUGUCAGAUACAUCGUACCCCUUAUGGCCGCUGCUAUGGCUAGCAAGUGGGUCGGCGACGCCCUUGGGAAACAGGGAAUCUACGAUGCACACAUCGGUCUCAACGGCUAUCCCUUCUUGGACAGUAAAGAUGAGUUCCAGCAUACAACUCUUGCAGCUGACGUUAUGCAGCCCAAACGUAACGAAGCUCUCCACGUGCUCACGCAGGACUCUAUGACAGUUGACGAUGUGGACACUCUCCUUAAGGAAACAGAGCAUAAUGGCUUCCCUGUGAUAGUUUCCAGAGAGUCGCAAUACCUCGUUGGUUUUGUCUUAAGACGAGAUCUUAAUCUGGCUAUCGCUAAUGCCAAACGAAUGAUGGAAGGCAUCAGUGGACAAUCACUUAUUAUUUUUACUAACGGAAACAAUGUUCAGACUCAUGGACCUCCACCACUUAAGCUCAAGAAGAUUCUCGAUAUGGCACCCAUAACCAUAACUGAUCAAACGCCCAUGGAGACUGUUGUAGAUAUGUUCAGAAAACUGGGCUUACGACAAACACUUGUUACGCAUAAUGGGCGUCUUCUUGGUGUUAUCACAAAAAAGGACGUUCUGAGACACGUGAAGCAGCUUGACAAUGAGGAUCCCAAUUCGGUUUUGUUUAAUUAAGAUUCCGUAAGUGGGUCCAAAAUAAGAAUUACAAUUAUUCGAAGACAUGGGUAAUCGAUCACUUGAAAUCAUCUCGACACUCAUCACAAUUGUAAUAGCGAAAACGACUUCUAGUCUCAUAAUGAUGACUUUUAUUUUCGGUAUCUGGUAUUAUUUGCCAUUCUGGGUGAGUUUUUUUUCUUACUUUUUUUUUUAUUGCUCUUAGUAAUGAAUUAUGUGAGAAUGCCCCUCUCCGAUGCCAACGCCAAUAUCCUUAUAUCACUAUAUUUCUUUCAUUGUCUUAACUUUUUCCUGUGGUUAUUUUUAGUUUUUAUUUUUAACUGAAGUGAAUAGUAUAAUUUCCACGGGUAAGUCACAAUGCUGAAAAGUUGCUGUGAUGAGCGGUGAUGAAAGGAUAAUAACGAAUCGCGAAGGAAUAUUUGAUUUUUGAGAAUUGAGAGACAAAGGAAUUUGGCAAAUCGGACGCUUGAAAGUAGAUCCAUCUGCCAGAGUUCUUCAGGUUGGAACAAAUGUCCAGAUUACAUUGUACGAUAGCUAUAGUACAGGCAGCGUAUUGUUUAAUCAUAAUUUAUCAAUGUACAAGAGCAAUCGUAACCGAAUUCAUUUAUAAAUUAAUUAACUUUGUAUAUUCGAGUAAGGAACAGUUGUGUCUGAUGCACACCAUGGCUAUAUCUUUAGCUCAUGCAAAAGUCGAAGCUCUUAGACGGUGGACAUGUUCUAAUUGUUAACGUCAUUGUAAAAGGGUGGAUAAACUUGUGCCCAAAAAUAAGGAAUUACGUUCGCGCAGACGUUCCGUUAAUCGGGAGUUUCAAAACUUUGCCAAACGAGAAACAUAGUGAAAAACAAAUGAAUAAGAAUCAGUAUACUGGGAAAAGGAUAAACAAAUUUCUUCACAACGCAGUUACAAAUAUUUUAUUUUUUCAUUUUAUUAAAACGCAAUGUAAGAUCAGAUCUACUUUUUCCAUUAGGUGUAGAUAACAAUUAUACAAGGAAUGGAAUAUUCCUGGAAUAUUUAAUCCCAAUUAAUGUAUGUACUAUGAUAUUCAUUAACUGUACAUGGACACUAGUUAUUGUAAGGUAUAUGUAUCUCAUUGUGGUAUAUAUACAUGUAUUUAUCUAUUUAUACAUAUACCAAUGCGCUAGAUUGUCGUAUGUCUAUAUGUAUAUUUACAUAUGUAUCUAAUUGAUAUUAAUCGAAUCUGUAUAUACGAAUCCAAAAGUGAUAAAGAGAAUUAUACAAAUUAAUGAACAUCCAAUUAGACUUGCUACACGAAUUACAUUGUAAUAACAAUUUAAAUGUAUGAUGUAUAUAUGAAAUAUAUAAAGAGUUAGUAAUAAAAAGGUGAUGAAGAAAA